Molecule: messenger RNA, 633 nt
Organism: Andrographis paniculata
Lineage: Eukaryota; Viridiplantae; Streptophyta; Magnoliopsida; Lamiales; Acanthaceae
Product: mitochondrial zinc maintenance protein 1, mitochondrial
Exons: 2
Coding region: 40-357 (105 amino acids)
Biological process (GO): mitochondrial respiratory chain complex III assembly
Source: RefSeq, a predicted model, not a curated record
UGUGGCCGACAUAGCUGGUCUACGGAACGCAGUCUGAGAAUGGCGACCGAAGCAUUGCGAGCCUACAGAACGGUGUUGAGAGCUACGCGGAGGACUUUCGCCGGCGACAUCGAAAUGCUCCGGGGUUCCGCUGCGGAAGUUCGGAAGAAAUUCGAGGAAAAUCGUCACGUGACCUCGCCGGACGAAGUUAAUCGCCUUCUCGAGGAGGCGCGUGAGGCCUCCCAUUUCAUCUCAAACAUGAUCGUCCAGGCCAAGCUCAACGAUCGCGGUGGAUACGAAAUCAAGCCGGAGAAAGAGCAUAUUGGAGCUACGCUAGAAUUUCCUUCGGAGGAAAUGCUGAAGAAGCAUAAAAAAUAGGAAUAGGAUUGAUCAAUGGAUCUUCAGUCGGUAUUUUUAAUACCUUUUUUUGAAGUUUUUGGAUAUUGAUCUAGCAAGGUUUGAUUUGAUUGUUUUCGUUUUACCCUUUAGAGGGCACAUGGUUUUUGCAUUUUAUAGAUUCUCAUUGGAUGAUAAUUACUCCCUGAAUAAACAGGCUGCUACGUGAAGUUUAAAUGGCUUUGGCCAAUGUUUCUAUGUUUUAUAUCUAUUAUCUAUAGAUGUUGCUAAUGCUUUAAAUCAUUGGUUUUUAUCUCA